This is a messenger RNA of Eubalaena glacialis (North Atlantic right whale), 2222 nucleotides long. RefSeq names its product cytosolic iron-sulfur assembly component 3 (gene CIAO3). Gene Ontology annotation, molecular function: 4 iron, 4 sulfur cluster binding. Gene Ontology annotation, cellular component: cytosolic [4Fe-4S] assembly targeting complex. Gene Ontology annotation, biological process: iron-sulfur cluster assembly. Lineage: Eukaryota; Metazoa; Chordata; Mammalia; Artiodactyla; Balaenidae. The record is from RefSeq and is a predicted model, not a curated record. The transcript is spliced from 11 exons. The coding region runs from base 8 to 1438 and encodes 476 amino acids.
UGGCACCAUGGCGUCGCUCUUCAGCGGGGCCUUGCAGCUGACGGACCUGGACGACUUCAUCGCGCCGUCUCAGGAUUGCAUCAAGCCCAUGAGGGUGGAUAAGAGGCCGGGAAGCGGCGCGGCCAAGAUCCACAUCGAAGAUGAUGGGAGUUACUUCCAAGUCAGUCAGGAUGGAGGGACGAAGAAGCUGGAGAGGGCCAAGAUCUCGCUGGACGACUGCCUGGCGUGCAGUGGCUGCGUCACUUCGGCAGAGACCGUGCUCAUCACUCAGCAGAGCCACGAGGAGCUGCGGAAGGUUCUAGGUGCUAAUAAGAUGGCAGCGCCCGAUCAGCAGAGGCUGGUUGUCAUCUCGGUCUCUCCCCAGUCCAGAGCGUCGCUGGCUGUGAGAUUUCAGCUGAAUCCUACAGACACCGCCAGGAAAUUAACUGCAUUCUUUAAAAAAAUAGGGGCACACUACGUGUUUGAUACCACCUUCUCGAGGAACUUCAGCCUCCUCGAGAGCCAGCGGGAGUUCGUGCGGCGAUUCCGAGCACAGGCCGAUUCCAAGCAGGCCUUGCCUGUGCUGACUUCCGCCUGCCCAGGCUGGAUCUGCUACGCCGAGAAGACCCACGGGAACGUCCUCCUCCCCCACAUCAGCACCGCCCGGUCCCCGCAGCAGGUCAUGGGCUCCCUGGUCAAGGACUUCUUCUCCCAGCAGCAGCAUUUGACCCCCGACAAGAUCUACCAUGUGACGGUUAUGCCCUGCUACGACAAAAAGCUGGAAGCCUCCAGACCCGACUUCUUCAGCCAAGAGCACCAGACACGCGAUGUGGAUUGUGUCAUCACAACAGGAGAAGUCUUCAAGCUGCUGGAAGAAGAAGGGGUCUCGCUGUCAGAGCUGGAGCCGGCUCCCCUGGACAGUCUGUGCAGCAGUGUAUCUGGCCAGGAGCCUACCAGCCAUCAGGGUGGGGGCUCGGGGGGCUACCUGGAGCACGUGUUCCGGUAUGCAGCCCAGGAGCUCUUUGGAAUCCACGUCACUGAAGUCACCUACAGACCCCUGAGGAACAAGGACCUCCAGGAGGUGACUCUGGAGAGGGAGGGCCGGGUCCUGCUGCACUUCGCCGCGGCCUACGGCUUCCGCAACAUCCAGAACCUGGUGCAAAAGCUGAAGCGAGGCCGCUGCCCAUACCACUAUGUGGAGGUCAUGGCCUGCCCUUCAGGCUGCUUGAAUGGUGGAGGCCAGCUCAAGGCCCCCGACAUGCCUGGCAAGGAGCUUCUCCAGCAGGUUGAGAGGCUAUACAGCAUGGUCAGGACCGAGGCACCAGAAGACGCACCUGGGGUCCAGGAGCUGUAUGGGCACUGGCUGCAGGGCGAGGGCUCAGAGCAGGCCAGCCGCCUGCUGCACACAAGCUACCACGCGGUGGAAAAGGCUGGCUCCAGCCUCAGCAUCAGGUGGUAGGAGGCCUCAAGGAUCCACCCGGCCCAACACAGCCAGCACCGGGACUCCCAGGAAGGCGUGUGGAAUCUCCAGCAGGGAAGUCGCCCGAGACCCCAGGGCACACCCCCAAAAUGCCAGAUGAGAUGUGGGGACACUGGGACCCACAUAGAGAUGGGACUCAGGACCCCCAGCCGGUAAAGGUGACUUCCAGCCUGUGCUCACCCAGACUCCCCGCUGCAGGGGGGCCAGAGGUUCCACCACCUGCUGGAACCUCUCCAUGGGCCCAGAGCCCUAGAGGUGCCCUGACUCCUCCUGGUUGUGGCGGCCUAAGCUGUGAGGGUUUCAGCUCGUCCUGUGGGGAGCUUAAGGAAGAGAAAAGGGGGGGUUCCUCAUCCGCCAUUUCUAGAGUCACCUGAAGCUGCGAUGUGGAGGGUGGUGAUAGGCUGGACCUGCCAGGCUGGUCAAGCUCACAGCAGAGCUUGGGGAACCCUGCCACACUGGGCAGCAGAGGACACUGGCAGGAGACAGGCACCUGGCCCAUGACCCCAGCUGGGGAUGGGUGCUCCCUCCACCUAGAACCAGGUGUUCAACGAAGCUGCGGUCUCUGGGGCUUGAGAACCUGUGUCUUGGGGGCUGAGUCCAGAUGGGAAGGACUCUUGCUAUCAGGCCUCAGUGGUCUCUCUGGCUGAGUCCUGUGUCCACAGCUGGACCCCCACUUAAGGGGCAGGGGGAGGGCAGAUUGCAUUCAGCCCACCAGGCCUGGCCCCGAGAAGCUCACUUCUAGUAAAGGGAACUCUCUCUGAAA